Messenger RNA from Gopherus evgoodei (Goodes thornscrub tortoise), 7024 nucleotides. Its product is annotated as gamma-parvin-like. Gene Ontology annotation, cellular component: focal adhesion; actin cytoskeleton; cytoplasm. Lineage: Eukaryota; Metazoa; Chordata; Testudines; Testudinidae. The record is from RefSeq and is a predicted model, not a curated record. Gene Ontology annotation, molecular function: actin binding. Gene Ontology annotation, biological process: actin cytoskeleton organization; substrate adhesion-dependent cell spreading; establishment or maintenance of cell polarity.
AUGAGGAAGUAAGGGACUCUUCUAAACUGAGUGCAAAGAACUAGUCUCUCUUUUUGUUUCUUGCCUACUUUUCUCAUCAUGGUGUUCUAAUAGCAGCAGUAUAAAAUUAGAUGGAUUGAUUGAAUCCUGACACAUGCAGUUUUUAUUUUUUCAGACUAGAAAGCCUUUUCUCACUAAUUUUGAGCUUAUUUGGAAUACUGCUUUUGGCUUUUUCCAACAGGAAAUAAAUCAAUUCAAAGUUCUUGGUGUCCUCAUCUGCAAAAGAGCAAAAAGUAAUACAAUGGAACCAGACUUUUUCACUGCUUUUGCACAGCCCAGUGUGCUUCAUCAUUCGCCACUUAAGAAUGAUGCCAUUCAAGGAGAAAAGAGGAAAUUCAUAAAUCCUACCUCCUGCAAUAACCCUAAGCUGGAAGAACUACAAAUGCUCUUGAUAGAUUGGAUUAACACAACCCUGAAACAGGAACACAUAGUAGUGAAAAGCCUGGAAGAAGACCUGUUUGAUGGGCUGAUACUUCAUCAUCUCUUAGAAAAACUAGGAUCUCUCAGGCUGGAUGUUGAGAAGAUUGCACUGACGGAAAAAAAACAGAAACAUAAACUUGCCGUUAUUCUGGAAGCUGUGGCCCAAAGUUUACAACUAGAAGAGAGCCAGCUGAAAUGGAGUGUUGAUUCUAUCUUCCAGAAGGACUUACUGAGCACAUUGUGUCUUCUGAUUGCAAUAGCAAAGCAUUUCCAACCUGAUCUGCCUAUCCCUUCAAAUGUUAGUGUGGAAGUAAUAAUCAUUGAGCGUACCUUAACAGGAUUAAGGACAGAAAAUGCAGUGGAAUAUAUCACAAAGAACAGGUAAGGGAAGAAACAUUUUUCAAAAGCUGAUGCCUUUGAUGAAUUAUUCACACAUGCACCGGACAAACUGGAUGCUGUGAAAAAGGUGCUUUUGCAAUUUGUCAACAAGCAUGUGGCAAUUAGAUUAAAUGUGAUGAUGCUGAAUCUCAGAUGGAGUUAUCUUGCUUUGUUAAUUGGACAGCUUGGGGGGUAUUUCCUGAAUUUAAGGGAGUUCUUCCUGACCCCAAAUUGUGCUACGGAAAUGCUUCACAAUGUUAACCUUGCAGUGGCUUUGCUCGAUGGAGGUCUUCUAGAGUUUCCUGUCAAUGCUGAAGAUGUCGUGAACAGAGAUAUGAAGUCUACAUUGCAGGUUUUGUACUGCUUGUAUUCCAAAUACAAGACCAAAGAAACAUGAAGAGUGAAACCAAGAACUAGAUUUUCUUGCUAUCAUAUUCUGGGUUUAAUUUUCAAUCCCUAGCUGUAUGUUUGCCACUUUGCACAUGUCCACACCCAAUAUGACACUUGUUGCAUUAAUAUGCUUUGAAGAGCAUGUAUGCAUGCAAAGUUGCAGUUAUAUAACUUGCACUAUCUAUAAUAAAAGUGUAUGUGUAUUCAGGGACCAGUGUUUUCUGCUGUUCCCUGGCUGGGAAUUUUGCCACAGAACAGAAUCCACCCCUUGCUUCAUCUAAGGCCCCAAAAAGCUGUAAAGACUAGUCAAUGUGCUUACCCCAGCCCCUGGCUUCAACCCCUGGCUUUUUUACCAGAGAGGAAGCUAGAAGUCAUUUUUAGAACUUUGCACCUGUACUUGCACUGAGGUGGCUGCAGCACCAUGAUGGAAUUGGAGUCCAUAAGGGGGCUUGAAGCCCAUAAUCUAAUAACUCCUAUACUACGUUUUCAGGCAGGAUGAUGAGGAUAAUAAUUUUUAAAAGUGGCUAAUGAUAUGAAACUUGGCAAGAUGUGAAAUGUCUGAAAAAAUCUGCUUGCUUGCCUGCCUGCCUCUUAAAAUACAUUUACAUUGGAGAGAUUGAGAACCCUAUGCAGGCCAUCCACUGUACACUAUUGUGGAUUUCUCCCAGUCCUCUGCACCUCCUACAAAACCAUGAAAGAGCCCCCUUAUUUGCCCUUUAAUCUAGCAUAAGAUUGUGGCCUACUGCACCCCUCUUCUCCCUGCAACUCUUGUGCACCUACACAUGGCCAGCCUGAAUACUAGUCUCUGCACUACCUAAGUGCAAGGGGAGAGGCUAACGUAACUCCACCUUCCCCCUUACAAGGGUGCAUGGGAGGCUGGGUUGGGUGGCUCAUUCUAUGCCUCUAACACUCAGAGUCCAGCACUAACGGGAGUUUAUAAAACCUGUUUUUAGCUGCCAGUUCUUGAUUGUGGAGUCUGAAAGAGAUCCUUAGAUGGCAAUAUUGAUAAAUCUUCAAGUUCUGGCUUUGACAAGUUAUAAUUAUGCAAAACUACUAAAGAGAAGAGUUCCACAAACUGCCAUGAACAUCGUAAUCCCAUUUGCAUUGGCAAUAAUUAUCAAGAUACAUUUUACAAAGGAAAAUCCAAUGUUUGGUGCCAAAAAGUUACCAAAAAAGAGCAUCCUGCUUCAGUAGUAAAAGUUAAAUAAAUAGCUAUUCCAAAAGAUUUGUAUCUGAUGUACAUUCUUAGGGUUAUCUCAUGUAUGAAUCUGUGAAGGUAUCUUGUGUUACUCUCCUGGUGGGCUCCAAACAUCUGAUGGGGGAAGAACUUAAAAGUUUGUGUUCUUUAUUCACUGGUACUUUUACCAGAACAUUACAUGAAGAUUAGAACACUGAUAGAUUACUGAGAAUAAAGAAAUAGAAUGUCCGUCACAGAGGGAUUUAAUGACUCUGGGGACUGGUACUAUGAUAUAGGUACAGGCUUUUGCUAUUAAGUAAUUGUUUAGAAUCCAGCCCAUGUUGCUAGUGACUGGAAGUCAUUACUAGAUGAUGUAUAUUUCGUGGCCUAUGUGAAAUGAGUUGGUGAUCUCAGUCCAGUUAGCUAGGCAGUAGUCUGUAUCACACAAAUGACCCUUUCCUACUUUUAACAUCCCUAUUUUACAGAUGGAGAAAAUGAGGCACAGAAAGGUUAGCAAGUUAGUGCAGAGACCAAGAAUAUGACCCAUCAGUGCUGGCUCACAAUCCCUUCCUCCAGGAAGCACACCUUCAAAUUUUCCCUUUUCUUUUCUCCAAAACAUGUCUGUCCAUUAACCAUGUCCCCUCCGUCACCAGUUCAAGAGUGCAAUUCCCGCAGCUGAUCACAUAAAAGCUCUUCAAAUGUGUUAUUCUGAAAUGAAUGAAGGAUGCUCCCUGUCUUGAAAAUUGGAGAUGGUCCUGAUUUUGGAACAUUUUGCACUCUUUCAUAAAAGGGAAGUUCCAAUAAAUAAUGGAAUGGAAGGUGGGGGUGGAGGGAAGGCAAAUAUUUAGAUUUCAUCUCAUAGCAUUUAAAAUCUUGUGGUCUGAUCCUCAGCUGGUGUAAAUAAAUACAGCUCUUUUGAGAACAAUGGAUCAAUUUAUGCCAGAUAACUAUCUAACUCCUGAAUAGGUGGAUGGACUAUGUUCUCCUUUCCACCUCAUGUUCUCGUAAUCCCUUUUGUAAUGAGUAAUCUUUUUAUUUUUACUGUAUGUUUUCAAAAGGAUGAUGACUAAUGUGGUUGAAUCAGUAACUUUAAAAUAGAGGUUGAAAAUGAAUAUUUGAAUGUGUCUUUCACACUUUGAGCCAAUUCAUAAUGUGUAUGAUGUCUUGGAAUACUUUGAUAAGCAUGGGUCUGAUCAUAAAAAACCUAUGUCUGAUUCAUAAAGCAUAGUAAUCCAUCAGACAGCUACCCAUUCCAUAAUUUCCUAGAGAAGUAUGUACAAGUGCACUACCUAUGUAUGGAACAUAGUCAUAGAUUUGUCAUGGGUUGAUUAGUAAAUACAGAGUGACAGUGCUAAAGCACAUAUUCCAUCAGCAGGGAACUGUGGAAAGGAGAAUUAUUUAUUAUUAUUCUAAGAUGUUAUUUGUGCCUGGCACAACCAGGACAGACUUGUUCCCUUUUUUCUCUUAUGAUUAUCAGUCAAUAGAAGAAAAACAAGCCUGCUUGUUCUGUAUUAACUGUUAAAUGUAUCGUGACAUUUUAAGUAUACCAUGAUAUGUCCAUAUUGAGGCAUUCAGUUGCCUUGCCAUAUAAUUAAAUAUACAAAUGAAACUGUUGUGUAAUUUUUAAAUCCUAGAAAUUAAAGCAUUCCCUAAGGGGAGAAUUGGGUGUGCUACUAGAAUUCUAAUCUAUUCUGUUUUCAUUACACCAUAUAAGUAGGCAUAUAAAUUGAAUUAUGAUGGGUUGAAGACUGGCAAGUAUUUCUAAGGAGCCAAUGGCUCUGAGUCUAUCAAAUAAUUUUAGAAGACAGAAAAAAUAUUGCACUGUGCUAUUAAAUAUUCAACAGGUGAUCCAAGAUGCUGCUAGUAGGGUGAAUGCUAAACAAUUCACCCCAUGCAAGGUGUUAUCAGCUUGUUAUAUUGUCCUCAUUUUAAAGAUAGGUACACUGAGGCAGAGAAGUGACUUGUAAGUAGCUACACAGUGAGCCAUCAGUGAAGACUGAGCAGUACUGACAGGGUCCUAAGCCUCACUCCUACACUUAUUCCUUUAGGUUGUAUUGUCUUUCAAGCAGAUGUACUGUCUAGCAGACAGCGGAAGAGAAGAGCAGCACUGGGAAGAGAAUCUCUGAGGACAGGAAUGUUGGCAGCAGGCCCAGUUACCCAACGCGCACUCAGUGCACUUGCACAAGGCCCCCAUCUUGUGGCAGCUGGGACUUGUGAGCCAGGAAAGGGGCAGGGCAUUGUAGGGGGUGAAGGGCAGAGGAGGGUUCCCUCUGCCUCGUGUGGCAAAGCCCACAGGCUGGAGCAGGGAAUCAGGCCAGACCCAUGGGACAGGAGCCUAUGGGUGAUUGCAGCCAGGCAGGCUUACUUUCCAACACCUCAGGGGCCUCCAUCCUAUGGGGCAGGACCUUAAUGUCUCCCAUCCCCCCCAGGGGCAGAGAAGAUGCGCAGAGGCUUGAUUUCCAUUGUGCAUAGGGCCUCAAAAUUCUUUAAUCCGGGCACUGGCUGGCAGGAGGCCUGUGGAAAGAAGCACUGAUGGAAAGGUGGAGUUACUGUGAUGCACUGAUUGUAAGCUUUAAGCACAGGAUACAGUGCAGGUCCAAAAGCAUCUAGACUUGUUAUAGAAUCAAAAGGAAAACAAAUAGGCAUAACUAAUUUGAAUACAGCAGGCUCUGUAAAACUCAUAAGAUCGGGAUUCCUGGCCCUCUACAAGACAGGAAUUCAAUCAUCUUUCCUAAGAGCUACUUCCUAUGGGACUCCUUAAUCACUUCUGAACUCCCCAGUGUGGGGACAAACUGCAAUAGAAACCUCUCCCAGCAUGCUUUCCAGGUAGCUGGCCCUUUAAAUUUGGGAGCAACAAGCAGCUGUAGUCCUAAAAUGACCAUUAUAUGUUUGACUGCUGAAGGCAAGCACCUCUUUUCCUUCUGGAGUAAGUAUUCUUUUUUCUCCUUUUCUAAUUCUUGAAGAGAUGGUUUGUCCCCAGAGUUACCUGCCACCACCUCGUUAGCAACGAGGCUUUAAACCUUAGACAUCAGUUUAUCAAAGUUUCCCUUCCCCCUGAAUUCAGAAGAAAGAUACAACUUCAUUGCUCUAAGGACUAAUAGCUGUUCUGAGUUUUUGCAUGCUUUAUUUUUCAAGGAAUUUAUUUCAGAAUUAAAAAUAAGUGGUGAUAUUAUUAGGGAGGCUGCAGAAAACAAAGCAGAAGAAAGGCCUUGCUACAUGGUCUCCUCUAUUGAUGCAGAGGUUGGUGGAUCUCACACGGAAGCUCAGAUUUCCAGAGGGGACACAAAGAGAGAGAGAGAGACUAGACUGGGGAUUGAAGUGAAUCAUAAUUCAGGAGCAUCGCUGAAGAUUAAAACCCAAGGAGAUCUUUUUCAGCCAGCAGCCCAGUGACUGCAGGCUCCCAAACUUGGGUUUUCUCUCACCCCAUUAAAACAAGUGUGUCCUGAGCCCCUCAACUUCAGCAACUAAGCAAAGUGGAAGACUUUAAGGAUUUCAUCCAGAGACAUUUCUAGAGAGCCUUUCUCAAAUUAAAAUCUAUGACAUCUCACCCAGCUAGGUGGAAAAGACCCAUAGCCUCUGAAAUUAUAUGAAACAAGCUUUUAUGAUGGACUUCAUAUUACUUUAAUGGUGGUGAAUGUAAUUGGCUGAACACCCUUUGAGACUGAAGCCCCCAGUUUACCACCAGGACACUUAAAGCUCAGGUAAUGGCAGUGCAAACUCCCUUCCUGAUGCCCUAGAAAAUGAAUGUACCUCAAAUCAGUAUUGGUGAAUCCAACUAUUUACUUACCUACAGGAAUAGCCCCAGUAAUGGACUAGUUGGAAUGAUAAGAAGGCAGUUCUGGCUCAUGCUCCCUUAGUCCUUCAUGGUUCUGAUAAGAUUGCUGACUGGGUGUGUUGUAACAGAUCGCUUUCAAGGGUAUAGAAAAGAAUAGCAUUGUUAUGGAAGUGCUUUGUCUAGGAUGCUUUGCCAUGAAGCUAGAAGGUUGGAAAUUGCUGUUGAAACUCCUUUUCAGUGGAUCCCCACAGCAGGAAUUUUGACUCUGGCCCAUCUCUAAUUGAGAACCCAUGUAAAACACAUACCUUGUACUUUCCACAGAGCAGAUGGUGCAACAGGCUUUACUGACUGCAGUCAGUAAAAUAACAGAUUGUCUAGAAAAGUUUGUUCGCUCUUGGCAGACAGUUGAAUCUAGAGUGAGGCAUGUUGCUUAAGCUUAUUAUACAUUUCAGCAAAAGUGGGCAGCCAGUGAAAUUUUUGUCAUUGGCUUUACUGAAAGCUCCUUAAACUAAAAGAGAGAGAUGUUGGAAAUCGAUUCAUGUUAAAAGAUUUGACCAACUGUUGGAUGUAUGUGUGUGUGCCCCCUUUGGAGAAGACUUGUGGUAUUGUGAGUAGAAAAGACAUUUUUGUAUGUGUGGGACUAAUUUACUUGCCAGACUUUUUUUUAUUUUUUAAGUAUAGUGGAAACCUCUUACUCCUAGUGUGUCAUGUUUCAAAAGUUUGUAAAACCCAUGCUUUGUUUCCAGUAGUGCAUAUGAGAAAACUGAGCUUUCAAAUUUAUUAAAAGUUAAGUCAUGUAUGUAAGCAGAGUCAGGAUGAGCGCUACCCUCACAUCUGGUGGUGAA